CUUGAUUAACGUAGAUUACUUCGUAAAUUUUCUUCAAAAGACAUUCCCUGGAACUUACAUUGUACCUCUAGAGAUUGGGAAGGACAUGAUGCAGGAUAUGGAGAACAAGGUCUUGAAUGCCAGUUCUGAAGUGUGUCAGAUUCUUGCUGAGGAUCCUAAACUGCAUGAAGGUUACAUCGCUGUUACAUUCACCAGGAGACUCCAGAUCAUGAAGGAGUUGGCUGAAAAAUGCCAAAUACCUACCAUGAAAGAUAUAAUCUCAAUUCCUGCAAGAAAACUUAAAGGGGUGAUGAAACGAAUUUACAGCUUUUUCAACUGACAGUGAUUGGUCCCAAGACAAGCCCAUGGCAUGUGUAGAGCAUGGUGAACAUGGCUGUGCUCUGCAUCCCAUUCUGACUCCUGAGACAACCCAACUGCAAAAGGCCCACCCUGUCUGCAAAGAAGAACUAGUCACUUGCUUAAACACACAGCCUACCUUUCUCUCCUCCUCCUCCUAGCUUGGUAAAAGGUUCCUAGUCUGUAAGAGAAGCAUGCUUGCUUAGUGUGUGCUCUUCUCAGGUUCUCUGAA
Messenger RNA from Cricetulus griseus (Chinese hamster), 568 nucleotides. Lineage: Eukaryota; Metazoa; Chordata; Mammalia; Rodentia; Cricetidae. The record is from RefSeq and is a predicted model, not a curated record.